AGCCUGCACAUAACCUCAAAAAAUUGGCCUGUUAUUUUACAUCUUUUUGGUGAUUGUGGAGUAGAAGCCGAUUUUUGCUACCUUCAUUAAAUUUUAAAUAUUUCAUAAUAUGCCUAUUACUGCAUUUAGGAAGGUUAUUUCUACGCAAAAUGAAAAAGAGGAGGGUAUAGCUAAUACACAUCCAGAGGAAGAAACAUUUCGGCACCUUUUUGAUGUUAUGAAAACAGCGUUUGAGUAUGAAGAUAAUUCUUUUGCUCUAGAAGUUCAAAGAACGGUUUACUCGACUAUUGCACAGUAUUCUCCAAAGGGAACGGAUAACGUUAACUUUGCUGCAUUGUUAGAAGUGAUAAAUAAAGGAGGGAAUGAUUUAGUCAAGACUGAUAUAGCAAAAAAAUGUUUUCCAGGUAUUCCAACAUAUGUAACGCAAAAUUUAGUACAGGGUUUACAUUAUUUAUUGAAAGAAUUACCUAGCGAUUUUAAAAAGAAUUUAUUUUCACAUUCACAACCCGCAAGUGGAACCAAUCAUGUUAAAAAAUUUGUGGUGCCAGAACAUUUUUAUAAGUCCACAAAAAAGAAACUUAAACAUCAGAAUACUACGCUCAAACAACCCAUUAAACUUGACCCCACAAGCUGGUUGAAGGAGCGUUACAAUCAGUACAAAACUUUAAUGCCCGGACUUUUAUGCGAAGAGUUUGUCAAUUCCGUACAUCAAUUACUGUCUUCCAAUAAAAAAGAAGAUGAACUACAAAAUGACUUUAUAGAAAUGUUAGGUUUCGAUUUAUUUGAAUUAGUAGCGGAUAUACUUAGUAAUAGAGCGCACUUAAGUCAGACAGCCAACCAAAAUGGGCUGGGUCCCUCUGUUGGGUCAAAGUCGUCUAGUCCACCUAACCUAGAGUCUGUCUUAGGUGAAUUAAAUAAGUUAGAAAAAUUAGUCGUGCAAGUGUUGGAAAGUACAACCGUGUCGCAUGAAGCUUUCGAAAGGAAAACAUUGCAGCAGCGUACUAGCAAAACCCUUAAAAAUAUGCCCAAUAUUUACGACGAACAUUUAGAUAUUGUCACCAAAAUGCAAAUAUGUGGAAGCGUGGCCAGUGUACCAUACGACGCAAUUAUAAAAAGUCGCGAAUUAUACGAAGAAAUUACCAUACCACCCAGAAAGAAUAACACACCCCCUGAGCAGAUGGGUAAGGUCGCCAUAAGUUCAUUGGAUGUGAUCGGCAAAAUGGUAUUCAAGGAUAUAAAACAUUUUAAUCUCAUACAAUCGAAAGUAUUUAACAUCGCCUACAACACCAACGAGAACAUGCUUGUUUGCGCUCCUACAGGCUCGGGAAAAACAAAUAUCGCCCUGAUGACGAUCGUAAAUCAGGCUAAGAAGUUCAUUGAAGAUAAUGUAAUCCACCUAGAAAGGUUUAAGAUCGUUUACAUAUGUCCAAUGAAAGCGCUGGCGGCUGAGAUGACAGCUAAUUUUAGUAAGAAACUCGCGUGCUUAGGUGUAAAAGUAAAGGAGUUAACUGGGGAUAUGCAGUUGUCGAGGAAAGAAAUAAUUGAGACGCAAAUGUUAGUUACGACACCGGAGAAGUGGGAUGUUAUCAGUCGAAAGGGAACGGCUGACGCCGAAUUAACCAGUUUAGUGAAAUUAUUGAUCAUCGAUGAAGUGCACCUACUAAAUACAGACAGAGGACCUGUCAUUGAAGCGCUGGUCGCUCGAACUCUCCGUCAAGUGAUUACAUCCCAAAACAUGAUUCGUAUAAUUGGACUUUCGGCCACAUUACCGAGUUAUCUCGACGUCUCUCAAUUUCUUAGGGUUAAUCCAGAAGUAGGAUUAUUUUAUUUUGACAAUCGAUUUAGAUCAGUACCUCUGGUGCAGACAUUUGUUGGUAUUAAACCGAGCAAACAGGGACAGUACCAAAAUGAUUUGGAUGAAGUGUGUUUUGAGAAGGUUGUUGAAUUUCUAAGAGACAAUCAUCAGGUACUUGUGUUCGUCCAUGCUAGAAACCAAACUGUAAAAACGGCAAAUUUCCUAAAAGAAACCGCAGGAAAACGUAAAAUGCUUGAUUUGUUUUUACCACCGAGAUCUAUUCAAGCAAAAAAAGCGAAUUUGGAAAUUGGAAAUGCACCCAAUAAAAUUGUGGACGAUUUGGUGGCGCAUGGCCUUGGUGUACAUCACGCUGGUAUGAUGAGGCGUGAUAGAUCUCUGAUAGAAAAACACUUUAUGAAUGGUACCAUAAAAGUAUUGGUGUGUACUGCAACUUUGGCUUGGGGUGUGAACCUUCCCGCGCACGGAGUUAUUAUCAAAGGUACAGAAAUUUACGAUUCCAAGCGGGGAUCUUUCGUUAAUUUGGAUAUUCUGGAUGUCCUACAAAUAUUUGGUAGGGCUGGUAGGCCGCAAUUUGAUACCUCUGGCCAUGGUAUCAUUAUGACAAGUAAUGAAAAAAUGAACUUCUAUCUUUCUUCGUUAACUAAUCAGCUUCCAAUUGAGAGUAACCUAAUGAAGGCUUUAGCUGACAACUUAAAUGCCGAGAUUGUCCUGGGAACCAUUGCGAAUAUUCAAGAAGCGGUGGAAUGGCUAACGUUUACUUACAUGUAUAGGAGGAUGAAUGCUAAUCCGCAUGUCUACGGAUUAUUGCCGAAAGACUUUGAGGAUGAUCCCACGUUACGGCGGCAUCUAUUUGAUUUGUGCCACAAUGCCGCGGAACAUUUAGAUCGCACUCAAAUGAUUCGUUACGAUAAAAGUUCGGGAGAGUUUACAUCAACGUAUUUAGGCAGAACCGCUAGUUAUUUUUAUAUAACUGUUGAGAGUAUUGAAAACUUUAGUGCUAAAAUGCAGCCGUUUAUGACAGAAGCUGCUAUUAUUCAAAUGAUGUGUUAUGCUUCCGAAUUUAAUGAUAUGCAAGUGCGGCCUGAUGAAUUGGAUGAUCUCGAUGGUUUAACGGAUUCCUAUUGUGAAUUUCCAGUGACCACUGGAGUAGAGAAUCCGGAUGGAAAAGUCUAUGCGUUAAUGCAAACGUAUUUAUCACGUGGGUACAUCAAAUCAAUCUCCCUUGCCUCUGAUAUGGAAUUCAUUAACCAAAGCUCUGCCCGAAUCGCGCGCGCUCUGUUUGAUAUCGCUAUACAUCGCAAUCAGGCGACAUUUGCUGGACGCUGUCUUAACGUCGCGCAAGCUUUUGAGAGACAAAUGUGGCCGUUUCAAUCACCUGUUCGACAAUUUCCCGAUAUCCCAAUCUCCGUGAUAGACCACAUUGAAAGUCAUCAUAUACGCAUUCAAGAUCUGAAAGAUGUCGAUGAUAAAGAUCUCGGUUAUUUGAUCAGGAACCACAAGGUGAAGAACGUACUUAGGCAUUACGUGGAUUCCUUUCCUUUACUUUCGAUCGACUCGACUUUACAUCCGAUUACUAGAGGCGUUAUACGAGUGAAACUUUUUAUCACGCCAAUGUUUGUAUGGAAUGACAAAAUCCACGGGAAGGGUUGUGAGAAUUUUUGGUUGUGGGUUGAAGAUCCUGAUAAUGAUACAAUUUAUCAUUCCGAAUCUCUGGCUAUAACUAAGGCCGUUUGUACCAAGAUGGAAACAUUGGAACUUGUGUUGACCCUACCUUUGGUUGAACCAAGGCCAAAUCAGUAUUUGGUUCGAGUGUGUAGCGAUCGCUGGAUGCAUGCUACCCACCAACAUGCAUUAUCAUUUAAGGAUCUGUACAUACCUCUUAGUUUUACUCCUCAUACGGAACUCCUAGAACUUCGACCUUUGUCGGUUGAAGCAUUAGGCAAUUCGGUUUAUCAAUCACUCUUCAAAUUUUCUCAUUUCAAUCCAGUUCAAACACAAAUAUUUCAUACACUGUAUCACAGGGAUGACAACGUAUUAUUGGGUGCGCCUACAGGAUCUGGUAAAACUAUAGCAGCUGAAAUAUGCAUCUUUCGGUUAUUUAACAAAAACAGCAAUUUAAAGGUUGUUUAUAUCGCGCCAUUAAAAUCUUUGGUGAGAGAGCGCGUGGAGGAUUGGAAGAAGCGUUUUGCUAAUGAUUUAGGUAAAAAGGUUACUGAAAUUACUGGAGAUGUCACGCCUAGCAUGCAGAUGUUAAAAGAAGCUGAUAUUAUUAUAACAACCCCCGAAAAGUGGGACGGCUUGAGUAGAGGUUGGCAAAAUAGGAAGUACAUUCAGGAUAUCGGUUUAAUAAUAAUAGACGAAAUUCACUUGCUGGGCGAAGAUCGCGGCCCCGUUCUGGAAGUAAUCGUCUCGCGAACAAAUUUUAUCGCUUGCCAAACGGGCAUGAAGCCCAGAAUUAUUGGUCUGUCUACAGCCAUGGCCAAUGCUGGAAACUUAGCAAACUGGCUCGGAAUUAACGAGGUUGGAUUGUAUAAUUUCCGUCCGUCUGUGCGUCCUGUACCUUUAGACGUACACAUAAUGGGUUUCUCUGGGAAGCAUUAUUGCCCGAGAAUGCUCUCGAUGAACCGACCGACUUACCAAAAGAUAAGACAAUUUGCUCCGGACAGCCCUACUUUGGUAUUCUGCUCCUCGCGUAAACAAACUCGACUAACUGCCAUUGAUCUGAUCACAUUCUUAUCGACUGAUUUCGACAGCAAACGUUGGCUGCACUGUGACGAAGAAGUUAUGGAGUAUAUUGUUCGAAAUAUAUCGGAUCCAGAUUUGCAGCACUUUUUAUUGUUCGGCAUCGGCAUACAUCAUGCUGGCUUACAAGAGCAAGAUCGCAAGACCGUCGAAGAACUAUUUGUUAAUCAAAAGAUACAAGUGCUAAUAGCAACCGCUACGCUUGCUUGGGGUGUAAAUUUUCCUGCUCAUCUUGUUGUAAUUAAAGGAACUGAAUAUUUCGACGGUAAAACGAAACGAUACAUCGACAUGCCAAUUACUGACAUUUUGCAAAUGAUGGGCCGAGCCGGUCGACCACAAUUUGACACCAGCGGAGUGGCGUGCGUUUUCGUGCAGGAUAUAAAGAAGAAUUUUUAUAAAAAGUUCUUGUACGAACCGUUCCCGAUCGAAUCAAGUUUGAUGCAGGUGUUACCGGACCAUAUCAAUGCAGAAAUUGCGUCCGGCACAAUCGCCACCAAAGACCAGCUUAUGGAAUACAUGACGUGGACAUACCUUUAUCGUAGGCUUCUAGAAAAUCCCGCAUAUUAUAAGGUGGACGAUGUUGAGCCGUCUGGAUUGCAAAAGUUUUUGAGUGAUUUGGUUGAUGCUGUCAUUGAUGUUUUGGAUGAAAGUAAUUGUAUUCGAGUUGAAGAAGUUGAAAUGAGACUGAGAUACGAGAUUACAUUUUACGGACAAAUGGCGUCUUUCUAUUAUCUAUCGCACAAAACUAUGGUGCACUUCCAAAAGCAGUUGGAGAAGGACAUUACCAUCUUUGAGAUAAUUAAAGUAUUGUGUGGCGCGGAAGAGUAUGCAACGUUUCCUGUACGUCACAACGAAGAUAAAAUUAACAAGGAUAUUGCUCAAGAAAUGGCUUAUCCGUUAAAUGGAGAAUCCUGCGAAUUGCCUAGUGUCAAAGUUGCGCUACUCAUUUAUGCGCACUUACAGCGUUUUAAAUUUCCGAAUCAAGAAUAUAAAGUUGAUUUUAAAUUAGUCAUGGAUCAAGCGUUGCGGGUUUUACAGGCUAUGACCGAUAUCGCCUCAAAUAAAGGGUGGCUCAGUUGCACACUACGCGUAAUUCACGUGAUGCAAAUGCUUAUUCAAGGCCAGUUUUUAGGCACAUCUGUGUUAUUGACGCUUCCGCAUGUCACGGAAGCGCAUCUUCCUACACUCUAUUCUGAAUUACAAAAAAAAUUAAACAUGGACGAACGUAGCGUAUCACUCCCAUCACUAAAGUUCGCCUGCCAGAAGAAUCGAGUACAACUAGAAUGCGCACUUACAGUGUUGUUCGAGAUGAAAACGGCCAAAGAAAUUUUGAAACACAUAUCCGACAUACCCUUGCUAGAUGUCUCCAUUACGUUUCCCCAAUUAGAACAGACACUUUCAAGGAAGAACAUACCAACUUUAUCACUAACGGCGGACGAAGAAUAUGAAUUCGUAUUUAACAUUAGGCGCCUAGGUUCACCCGAUCUGUCGGUACAUGCCCCCAGAUUUCCCAAGAAGAAGGACGAGGGAUGGUUUAUUUGCGUUGGGGAUUCGAAGUACGACUAUUUACUGCAAAUUAAAAGGGUUACUGUUGUUAGACAAACGAACUGUUCUAUGAUGAUCACUGCACCUUCGGCACCUGGAAAUUAUGUUUUUACGAUUUUUAUCGUUAGCGAUUCGUAUUUAGGACUUGAUCAGCAGUACAACAUUCCUGUGAUUAUUACGUGAAGAGCGAUUGUUAUGUUUAUUAAAUUAUCUAUUAGAAUUUAUGGGGAAUGUGAUAAUAAUCUUAAAUAUGUAUACAUAGUGAUAUAACUAUAUGUAUACUCGAAAGUAUAACACACUGUUGAAGGUUUUUAGUCAACAGAAUUUA
This is a messenger RNA of Photinus pyralis (common eastern firefly), 6431 nucleotides long. RefSeq names its product activating signal cointegrator 1 complex subunit 3-like. NCBI's taxonomy places the organism in Eukaryota, Metazoa, Arthropoda, Insecta, Coleoptera, Lampyridae. Gene Ontology annotation, molecular function: ATP hydrolysis activity; ATP binding; nucleic acid binding. The transcript is spliced from 21 exons. The record is from RefSeq and is a predicted model, not a curated record. Bases 110 to 6286 code for a protein of 2058 amino acids.